AUGCCUCAAAACGAAUAUAUUGAGCAACAUAUCAAGAAACACGGCAAGAGAUUAGAUGCCGAGGAGCGUGCGCGUAAGAAGCAGGCGCGUGAGGGUCACCGAGUAGCCAAGGAGGCUCAGACCCUGACGGGCCACCGUGCAAAGAUGUUUGCAAAGAAGAGAUACAGCGAGAAGGUCGCAAUGAAGAAGAAGAUUAAGCAGCACGAAGAGUCGAAGGUGGCCGGUCCCUCGACACCCAACCAUGCCCAGGAUGAGGCCAUGCCUGCAUAUCUGCUUGAACGUCAGAACCAAAACACAGCUAAGGCUCUGUCAACUUCCAUUAAGCAAAAGCGUCUGGAAAAGGCUGAGAAGUUUACCGUACCAUUGCCUAAGGUUAAGGGUAUCAGUGAGGAGGAAAUGUUUAAGGUUAUUAAGUCAGGUAAGCGCCGCAAUAAGUCAUGGAAGCGCAUGAUUACAAAACAUACAUUUGUGGGUGAGGGCUUCACCCGAAGACCCGUCAAGCUUGAGCGCAUUAUUCGACCUUCAGCUCUGCGUCAAAAGAAGGCCAACGUCACUCACCCAGAGCUUGGUGUUACUGUGUGUCUCCCCAUUUUGUCUGUCAAGAAGAACCCCCAGAGUCCCAUGUACACCCAGCUCGGUGUUCUCACUCGUGGUACCAUUGUCGAGGUCAACGUUUCGGAGCUUGGGUUGGUCACGGCUGGUGGCAAGGUUGUUUGGGGUAAAUAUGCCCAGGUCACUAACGAGCCUGACCGUGAUGGUUGUGUCAAUGCUGUGUUGUUGGUUUAA
Magnusiomyces paraingens is the source of this 786-nucleotide messenger RNA. RefSeq lists its product as uncharacterized. Bases 1 to 786 code for a protein of 261 amino acids. Gene Ontology annotation, biological process: maturation of LSU-rRNA; maturation of 5.8S rRNA. Gene Ontology annotation, cellular component: preribosome, large subunit precursor; nucleolus. The record is from RefSeq and is a predicted model, not a curated record. The transcript is spliced from 2 exons. Lineage: Eukaryota; Fungi; Ascomycota; Dipodascomycetes; Dipodascales; Dipodascaceae.